Penicillium salamii is the source of this 753-nucleotide messenger RNA. The record is from the annotation of a GenBank genome assembly. NCBI's taxonomy places the organism in Eukaryota, Fungi, Ascomycota, Eurotiomycetes, Eurotiales, Aspergillaceae.
AUGGCGUCCCCUUCUUCUCGCUCCACAAUUCAUUCACCAAAAGAUGGUGUACGAAACGAUUCUAUCAAAACUGAACAGGAAUUAGUCAGAUCCGGCGAUAUUUAUGCCCUCCAACAAUUCCGAUGGGACCAAUAUGAGAAGGAUAGGAGGAAAAUGAGAUGGCAAGAUGCUUCGUUUGACCUUCUCGACACGGAGUAUGAGCUCCGAGAGAUUUUCCACGAAGAGCUAUCUAUCAAAGAAAGCAACGAGUCCGAUUCAACCGCGUCAGAGAGACUUCGAUGUUUGAAUGACCAAUAUCAAAUCUUGUCCCUACAGUGGUGGUUUCAUCGGACUAACAUUGAUGGUGUUCAAUGGCGGGCAUUUAAACUGUGGCGAUCACACCCCCAGUGGUAUAUGCACAGUGAGCUGGUUAAGGACUGUGUCGGUCGGCAAGGAUGCUGUGCUCGUGGAUGCGGUUGCUGCUUGAACCGCAACAUCGACUCUUCGCGCCAUUUGAGCGUGGGCCAUUGUACACUGGAAUGCGGAUGCUGCGCCAGGAAUCGCGGGUUUGAAAUGUCUGAAGCAGAGAAAACCGACUUGAAAAAUCUCUAUAAGUCGCAAUGGAAAGACGGACGCAAUAUCCGCUCGUUGUGGAUCCGUCGAGUGUCAAUUUGGGGGUUGUCUGACAUGAGGGGAAGAAAUCCUUUUGACAUGAUCGACGCACCCCCAAGUUAUGAACAGAGUGAAAGAAGGGCAAAUGCUAGGGCGGGUUAA